AUGGGGUACUUCAUCCACUUGCUGGUGGUUACCACGACCGUCGCGCAUGCAAGUAGUUCGCCUUGGACUGUCGAGUGGUCUGAUCAAACAUAUGGCCCGGAUGGCCCAUGGCAUGCCGUGUCAGUUGAGCUGGGCUCAACUAAACAGGCGGUCGAUUUAUAUCCCGGCGCUCGUUGGGCAAGCACAAUCCUCAUCGACACUGUCUGCUCAGAUGAUUCUUCGACCACCUGCUAUGCCGAACGAGGUGGUCUCUUCAAUAUCAGUGCAUCAGACACCGCCGUUACAUUAAACUCGCCAGGCGACAUAAGUGAUAUGACUUGGUUAUCAGAUCAAAGCAGCGCAGGUGUGAACGUAUGGGGUGGUGUCGGACACGUCAAGGAAGGAAUCCUGGCCGACACACUCCGCUUACAAAAUGGACAUGCAGUGCCGAAUGUCUCCAUGGUAUCUGUAUAUGAUGCUUAUCAGACAUACAAGGGAGACAAUGGAACGCAAUAUCCGGUUACGUUGGGGACAUUGUCGCUAGGAGGAACGAAACCGACUCAUGUCGUCCAAGGUAAUACAUUCAAUAUGGUCACCGCCUGGGAAUAUUGGAAUGAGUCUUCGACUCUGAGUAUCCCCUCGUACUCAUGGGGAAUGCAUAUUGGAUCCGUGGAGCCUGAUAUCCCAGGCUCGUUGAUGCUUGGCGGAUAUGAUCAGAGUCGUGUGCUGAACGAGGUCAGCUCUCAACAGGUUGAUCCCACGAAUAACCUUGGCCUUCUGAAAAUUUCCCUCGAGGAUAUUGGGAUAGGAGUUGCGACCGGCGGCUCGCCAUUCCAAUUCCAAAACCAAUCCGGGCUGUUCAGAUGGGGAGACAGCACCACCAGUCGAAGUCAGUCUGUGGAAAUCGAUCCUGUACUCCCAUACCUUUACCUUCCAAAGGAGACAUGUGACGCAGUGGCAUCCAAUCUUCCAGUCACAUACAACGAAGAUUUGAACCUCUAUUUUUGGAACACAGAUGACGACACGUACCAGAAUAUUACUUCUUCGCCGGCAUAUUUGUCAUUUACCUUUGAGAAAAACGCAAGGAACGACCAAAAUAUCUCCAUCAAGGUUCCAUUCCAGCUCUUGAAACUCACUCUUCAAGAGCCUUUAGUUGAGCAAAACACGACCUAUUUCCCAUGCUACCCAUCUGACGCUUAUACCCUCGGAAGAGCGUUUCUCCAAGCAGCUUUCAUUGGUGUCAAUUGGCAUGAGGGGAAUGGAUCCGGGAGAUGGUUUUUAGCCCAAGCGCCUGGCCCAUCGAUUGGAACUGGCAACCAGCAAGCCAUUGAAGUCAAUGACGAUACAGUACAAGCUUCGGAAAACUCAUGGGAAACCAGCUGGGAUGGGUACUGGACACUUUUACCAUCGAAUGAUUCGAGCAAUCAAUCAGAAUCUAGCUCCAGUCUUUCGGUUGGUGCAAAGGCCGGGAUCGGCAUAGGAUGUGCUAUUGGCGUCCUGGGGUUCAUUGGAAUACUUGCUUGGCUGUGCGUCACUCGCCGAAGAAGAGCCACAAAUUCGCAGAAGGCUCUUGUGGAACAGCAUGAUUCUGCGGUGACAUCUUUCAAUGAGACAAAUACAACUUACAUGAAUGAGAUGGAUUCUCGCGAUCUGAAAGAGCUGCAGUCGGGUAGGGAUGUACAGGAGGUACCAGGUUCUAGCAGGAUGCGUCAUGAACUUAUGUGA
Molecule: messenger RNA, 1704 nt
Organism: Penicillium nucicola
Lineage: Eukaryota; Fungi; Ascomycota; Eurotiomycetes; Eurotiales; Aspergillaceae
Exons: 1
Coding region: 1-1704 (567 amino acids)
Source: RefSeq, a predicted model, not a curated record